Molecule: messenger RNA, 1336 nt
Organism: [Candida] anglica
Lineage: Eukaryota; Fungi; Ascomycota; Pichiomycetes; Serinales; Debaryomycetaceae
Source: the annotation of a GenBank genome assembly
AAACAAACAAACCCGUCAAGUAUCUCCAUCAUGGCUAUGCCCACACAUCUCCAGGGCGGCUUGAUGCCGUCCGAGUCGAACUUCCUUGCCGAGAACGAGCUCAUAACAAUCCUCCCGCGGUAUUCCAUGCCCAAACUCGAGUUGAUUGGUACCAAGAUCCCUGCCCUUAGGGCCAUGCGUAGAGAACAGGUGCCGCUCUGGAUCGCGCUUAUUCUCAAGUCGCAGGACAAAUGUAACAUUGUCCCCCCAGAGUGGCUCCUGGCCACAUACUUGAAGAGUCGUUACGACGCGGAAUUGGCUCAACCACACCGAUUCAGCGCGUUGCCAUGGCAUUGGCUCGAAACGUCAAAGAUCUUGUUGGCCCGAGCCCCAGAUGACUUGGCAGACCUGACUUCUCAGUUGAAACUGAUCAUCCAGGAUCUACGAGAAAUCCGUCUUGUCAAGUCCCGCAAGGGUCUUCGUGAGCUUAACGAGUCGAACAUCCAAUUGGAUGGGCUUUCGCUUCUUGAGAUCAACGAAAUUCGUCCGUUUGUGUUGACAGUGAUGAACAAGUUACGUCAACUUCAUGACGCGGUAGUACCCGAGGGUGACGAGAUAGAAGAAGAGGAUGAGGAUGAUGAAUAGAGUCUAAAUGAUAGCCUUUAAGCUCAAUCCCCCGAGGUUCUGGCGUAGCCAGAACCGAGUCCAGCGUAUAUGGAUAUCUAUAAAGUGCGCUCCCUGUCAUAUCGACAGUACUCACCUUCUCCAGACUUGUAUGGGACACACUCGCCAGUCCUUUAUAGACGAAACCGCCCCGGAAAUACCCUAGGCUCUCCCCGAGCAGGGGACAGCGGGAGCGUCUCAGUCCCACGCUGAAGAGCAUUGGUCACCCUACGGGGUAUGUAAGCCGCUCCGCUGGCACUCCGUGGGCCACUAGCCGUGGGGGCCUUGUUCCUCUACCGAGGAAGACUCAGGACCUAACAUUCUCCUCGUAGAGGAGCUAGGCCCCACGCAGUGGCUCUCCCCGAGCAGGGGCCAGCGGAGCGUCAUACAGUCCCGCAGGGCAGGAGAGUAGCUACCCUACGGGGUAUGUAAGCCGCGUCAGGUCUCCUCACAGAGGAGCUAGACACCACGAUGUGGCUCUCCCCAAGAAGGAGCCAGCGGAGCGUCCUACAGACACAUUGCGGGCGUCUGGCCCCGGUUCCUCUAUCGAGGAAGGUGACUGCUCUAAGCAGUACUGAUUUCUAUUGAGCAAACUUCAAAGUCUCAAGAUAGCGAGACCUUACUCUACUAAAUACGGAAAAUAGAGUCGCUGAUUAAUAUUUAUACAUUGAUACAUAAUUCUAAAAGAUUAGCG